Messenger RNA from Candidozyma duobushaemuli, 1524 nucleotides. RefSeq lists its product as uncharacterized. NCBI's taxonomy places the organism in Eukaryota, Fungi, Ascomycota, Pichiomycetes, Serinales, Metschnikowiaceae. The coding region runs from base 1 to 1524 and encodes 507 amino acids. The record is from RefSeq and is a predicted model, not a curated record. The transcript has a single exon.
AUGGUUCUCAAUCCAGGCUUCAAGGUUCGAAACCUCCUAGCGUACAAUUUCGCCGGCUUUGCCUGUAUUUCGCUUGUGGUGUUUCUUCUGGCUUCGCAGCCAUUCUACUUAUCAGAUGUGAUCGGCGUGGACCUGAAGAAGAUUGGUUCCGUUGUGGGCACUUUGGGUGUUCUAGACGAGCUCACGUCGAUCUUUGUGGCGGUGUUUUUGGGUACUUUGAAUGAUAAACUCAAUUUUUGGGCCAGGCUGGCCAAGGGGUUCUUUCCCUCGGGACCUAGGAUCCUCGAAUUGGGCGGAUUUGGGCUUUUGGCCAUUUCCCUCUUUGGUUACGGCAAAUUGUCCAAACAUGUGUUUCCCGAGCUUUGGUUUUGGCGUGCUAUCUUUGCCGUGGCUGUCACGGCUUGUAUGAGUACGGUUACUGUGAUGCUUCAUGAAGCGAACAACUCGGACUUUGCAUGGACCGAUUUGGCGUUUUGGAAGAUGUACCAAAAGAAGAAGGACCACGAUGAAGCCGAGCUGGGGCUCUUGACCGAAGAGCCUGUUUUUGUGCCUCAGCAGAAAAAGAAGCACGGAAAACUCUCCGCAUUGAUCGGAGUAUCGACCGGACUUGGAGCCGUUUUCUCGGUUUCGGUGUUUUUAACGUUGCCCGUGAAGCUCAGCGACCAUAAUCCUGAUCUCUCCAGAGCAGGAAGCGUCAAACUUUCUUAUGUGAUCUUAUCGGUGUUUGCACUUGCAGCAGCGGUUCUCGUAUUCACAUUCGCCUACGACAGUGCCAAGAGCAGAAGGGAAAACGGCGAUAUCGAUGCAGAGCUGUCUAGGGACCUGUCGUACCUUGAGCUUCUCAAGGAAGGUCUCCAGGCGUCAAAGAACAACAGAAGAGUGCAAUUGGCCUAUGUCAGUUCGUUUGUCUCGAGAUCCACCACCGUGGCCAAUUCCGUCUUCAUUCCGCUCAUGGUGUUCAAGUACUACUCGGAACACGGAAAGUGCAGCGGGUCUGUGCUGGAUGCCACCAACUCCCCUCUGAAGGAUGACUGCUACGAUGGUUACGUUUUCCUGGCUAUUCUCACCGGUGUGGCUCAAACGGUAGCGCUUGUUUCCUCUCCAAUCUGGGGUGUUUUGGUCGAUUCGAAGCGUUUGGGCUGUCUGAUGACGUUGCUUAUUGCUGCUGUCAGCGGUAUGGUUGGUGCUUUUGGACUUUGUAUUGCCAGCGUGGGAGCCGAUGGCUACGACCCUAGAAACGCCUUGUGCUUCAUUCUUGUGAGUUUCAUCGGUCUUUCCCAAAUCGGCACCAUCAUUGCUUCUAUGAGCUUAAUCAGCUCUAUCGGUCUGACGCCAGAGUCUACCGAGCACAAGGUCAUUGGUAGUAUCAGUGGAUGCGCCAGUGUUUGUGGAGGAGUGGGUAUUUUGUUGAUCACAAAAGUUGGUGGUUCCUGGAGUGAUCUGUGGACGUUUGCGCCAUUUUUCAUCUUGGGUGCCCUCAAUGUCGUUUUGGCUGGGUCUUCCAUUGCAGCCACUAGAGGGUAA